UAUUAACUACAACGGCAACCUGACAGACAAAUAUCACUAACGCCCAUUAAGUAGCAAUAGGAAAUGAAUCGAGUCGUGAAAUUGGUUGCCUCUCUAUACCACUGACAGAAGAGACUGCCCUGCCACACCAGCACCUUCUCCCACUCUAUCGGCAUCUCCUCCGGGGCUCUUUGGGAUUAAAAUUUUCUGCUGCCUUUGUUCUCCGUUUAGAUUCAUCAUCUUUUUGGCAUCAUCGAAAUGGCAACGAAAAUCGACAAAGACGCUUGCAGAGAAGCAUACAAUCUAGUCCGAGACGACGCCACAGAUAUAUGCUGGGCUUCUUUUCAGUAUGACGGACCUAACAUUGUACCUGCGGGUCACGGGUCCGACUACGAAGAAUUCAAGAGUCAAUGCACAGAUGAUGCCCGUCUCUUUGGUUUCGUGAGGAUCACGACGGGUGAUGCCAUGAGCAAGCGGGCCAAGUUCACCCUCAUCACCUGGAUCGGUGAGAACGUCAGUGGACUACAACGAGCCAAGAUUAGCACUGACAAGACACUGGUGAAAGACAUCUGUCAGAACUUUGCCAAGGAGUUUAUGGUCAGUGAUCCACGGGAGUUGGAGAUGGACUACCUGCGUGAUGAGCUGAAGAAGGCCGGUGGGGCCAACUACGACGCCCAAGCCGAAUAGAACUUGGGGGCGGGCUUUCCGCAGGGGUUGGGGCAUCCAAACUGGAUGAGAAGGAAGAGGAAAACAUCAUCUCAUGCACACAUACCCACUCAAACACACAUUUACUUACCUCAUCCAUCUCACCAGUCUGGUCAUGGUUGAAUUAUCUACUGUACUGUGCAUCAUCUCACUUUUGUCUCAUCUAGUGCUAUGAGGUUAUCUUUUUCUUCAGGGGCAUUUUUGUAACUGUAAAUAGAGGUUGGAGGAUGCUCCUUUGGCUCAGAAUUGGCAUCACUGUGAUAUCAUUCAAUAGAGAGCAUAUGGGUACAGCAAAGUUAAUUUAGGGGCUUAUUAUGAAUCUUCACCUCCCUGCUGACUUCUCUAAUACAGACCACUGUGCUUACCGUCUUAAUCUCCCAUGGAGAGGAAGACAUCAUAGAAUGUGUGUAUUUGUGUAUGUUUGCAGACACUGCACUGUGACUGGCUAACUUGCAUGCAGGGGGCGGAGACUUAAAUGAGCUUAUAGCCUUUGAAGCAUUUUGAUUGGCUGUCGUGCUGUCUCUCCACACAGCCAAGGAGCAGCCACUUCUCUAUUGUAGCUUUCUUUUGAAUUAAAAUCCCCAAGAAUGUCUCUUUAAAGUAGGGUCGGGUUUAAGAAUAUGACCUGGUUCUUCCUUUGGAUUUAAAAUGCCUCCAGGAGCCAAGAAAAGAAAAAAGAUGGUCACAAAAGCAAUCAUUUCAGAAUAAAAUUGUUGUUUUUUCCAA
This is a messenger RNA of Misgurnus anguillicaudatus (oriental weatherfish), 1410 nucleotides long. RefSeq names its product coactosin-like F-actin binding protein 1 (gene cotl1). Gene Ontology annotation, biological process: regulation of actin filament polymerization. NCBI's taxonomy places the organism in Eukaryota, Metazoa, Chordata, Actinopteri, Cypriniformes, Cobitidae. The record is from RefSeq and is a predicted model, not a curated record. Gene Ontology annotation, molecular function: actin filament binding. Gene Ontology annotation, cellular component: site of polarized growth; actin filament; cortical actin cytoskeleton.